CUUCGUACCUUCAAGGUUUCACGUGAGUGUAGAAGAGAUUCAUGGACGUUCCUCUACGAAGGGUGUUCUUGACUGUCAAGCCAUAGCCUAGCUAGCUGCGAGUAAACUGAGCUGAUAAGCUUUCAUCUAGUGGCUUCCCUGGCCUCCUCGCGCAGGUAGAGAGUGUGUGGAGGACCGAGGAGCGGGGAAUGGCGCAGGGGAACGAAGACGUGGCCAAGUUCUACUGCACCAAGCACUCGUGGAGGGGCAAAAAACCUCGACGGCUGGCCCUCGGAGGACCACAAUGGCAGGGCUCUUGGCUUUCUACUUCUUGAUGAUCUGGUUGUGCUAUAAUGUACAGGUACAAGAGGGUGUUCUCCAUAGGGACCAAGGCAAUCACUACAUACAACCCCAACACUCAUGAAGUCACCAAUCAGUGGUGUUACAAUGAGUUUGUGGGGAUUGCUCCUAGUCCCAAGGCCAGCAAUGAAUUCAUCAUCACCAUGAAGAAAGGAAGGAAGACUCAGCAGAUGACCUACUCGACUGAGUUCAGACCUGAGGUCCUCACUCGCACUCUGAUGUUCAGUCCGUUGUUCUGUGAGAAACCUCGAAAUGAAACAGACAAGAGGUUUGAUGCAGCCAAGUUCCACUGGGACGAGGCCAAAGUCAAGGUCCUCCUAGUGGUUCGCAGGUACGGUGUAAGUCAGGUGGACAUCACUGGCCACACUCUCACUGACUACAAAUACAAAGACAUCGAGUACAUGGCAAAGGUUGCAGAUCAUCCGGGAGCCUUUGUUGUGGCUGCUGGCGGAUUUGGACGACUGCAACUUGGGACGGGAGCACUGGUAGUCAGCUCCAUCAUCGAUUUCUUCACAUUUGCCGUCUGUCCUCCCUACAGUGAGACAACUGAAGCAGAGAAGUUUGACAUGGUUUUGGAGCUCAUUUCUGGUCUGUCUUCAUUAUAUUACAUACAUACAGUACAUCUCCAUUAUAUGUUCAGUACUCAUUCAUCUGUAUUGUCGAUUGUAUUGCCUGUAAAUAUACAUACUCUCCCUACUUUACAAUCGUCAUGGUUUAUUGAAGGGUGCUGCACACAUGGAAGUAAAAAAGGUUUACCACUGGUUGUGGUGAGUAUAAUGUUAAUUAUUCUCUCCCUCCGCAGGUCUGGGAAGAACAGUGUUCAAACUCUUUCAGGUAUUAAACGUAAUCGGGAGAUUACAUUUUGCUUUGCGAAUCGAACCACAUACACCUACAACCUCGACAACCUGCUGAGCUCAGCUAGUUGAGCGCUCACCUAGACUGC
Geodia barretti is the source of this 1282-nucleotide messenger RNA. The record is from the annotation of a GenBank genome assembly. NCBI's taxonomy places the organism in Eukaryota, Metazoa, Porifera, Demospongiae, Tetractinellida, Geodiidae.